UUCUUCCAACAUUGGUUACGUUUGUUUAUUUGCUUUAGUACUUGUUUAACAAGUACUUAACAGAGUAUUUCUACUGUGCAGUAUUAGUACUUCCGUUUCCUCUUCGUCUUCCAGUCCAUCAGGGGUCGCUGCUGGCUCGGAGCUCAGAGUCCCUGUUUUCCUUCCGCUGGCUCUCUCCGUUCGCUCCAUAGAGUCUAUGGUUCGCUCCAUGCAGUCUAUGGUUCGCUCAGAGACUCAAAGUGCUCAGAAAGGAGGAACAUGUCCGCCGUUCAGUUGCUGAGGGUUUCGGUACAUGAGCGGAUCAGCGCUGCCGCUGAAGACUUCCUGCUGCAGGUGGAGAAAGGAGGAGGAAAGUCUCAAGUCCCGGCGCUGAGAGCGAUGCUAACCGAGCGGCUAACGGCGGCGGCUGAGGAGAUCCUCGCGGGGCUUGAGGAAACCGUGGCAGAGUACGAAGACAGAGUGCAGCAGUCCGAGCGGGAGAUCUGCCGCCAGAGGAGGCUGCUCGAGGCCGUGAUGCAGCCCGUAGUCCGGCUGCACAGAGCAGAGUGUCCUGCUGACGUCCAGCAAAUUAUGGUGAAUAAAGAAAAGGUUCCCCCUGAGCAGCAGCAGUGGAGCCCCCUUGUGGACCAGGCGGACCAAGAGCGCCUUCACAUUAAAGAGGAACAGGAGGAAUCGUGGACCAAUCAGGAUGGACAGCAGCUUCAAGGAAUGGAGGAGGCUGAUAUCAAGUUCACAUUGACUCCUGUCGCUGUGAAGAGUGAAGAAGAUGAAGAGAAACUUAAAUCGUCAAAGCUUCAUUUGAGUGAGACGAAGGAGAACAGAACGGACUGUGGAGAACCAGAACCUGCCAGGAACCCAGGUCCUGAUGGACGUUUACAACCAGGUCCUGAGGACAAAACUGAAGACAGUAAGGAUGAUUGGAUGGAGACCAGGGAACCUCAGACUGGUUUAAAUACAAGAAAUAACAAACUGCUUCUAAGUAUUAUGGGACGUAAGACAGAAAGAAAAUCACUUAGUUGCUCAGAGUGUGGUUACAUAUUUAGCCAUAGGAUCCAUCUUAAUACACAUAUGAAGCUUCAUACAAGAGAGAAACUGUUCAGUUGCUCUGAGUGUUGUAAAACAUUUUUCGAAAGGGGGCAUCUAAAUAAACAUAUGAGAAGUCAUACAGAAGAGAGACCGUUUAGUUGCUCUGAGUGUGGUAAAAUAUUUAACCAAAGGUGCAAUCUAAAUACACAUAUGAGGCUUCAUACAGGAGAGAGACCGUUUAGUUGCUCUGAGUGUGGUAAAACAUUUAAUCAAAGGAGCGAUCUAAAUACACAUAUGAGGCUUCAUACAGGAGAGAGACCGUUUAGUUGUUCUGAGUGUGGUAAAAGAUUUAACGUAAUGGGCACUCUAAACACACAUAUGAGGAUUCAUACAGGAGAGAAACCAUUUAGCUGCCUUGAGUGUGGUAAAAGAUUUAACCAAAAGGGAACUCUAAACACACAUAUGAGGAGUCAUACAGGAGAGAAACCAUUUAGUUGCUCUGAGUGUGGUCAAAGAUUUAAACAAAGGAGCGAUCUAAAUACACACAUGAGGCUGCAUACAGGAGAGAGACCGUUUAGUUGCUCUGAGUGUGGUAAAAGAUUUACUCAAAAGGGCGCUCUAAAUACACAUAUGAGGAGUCAUACAGGAGAGAAACCAUUUAGUUGCUCUGAGUGUGGUCAAAGAUUUAACCGAAAGAGCGAUCUAAAUUCACAUAUGAGGCUGCAUACAGGAGAGAGACCGUUUAGUUGCUCUGAGUGUGGUAAAAGGUAUAACCAAAAGGGCAACCUAAAUAAACAUAUGAAAGGUCAUACAGGAGAGAAAUCGUUGAGUUGAAUUAAGUGUGGUAAAAGAUUUAUCCAAAGGGGCAAUUUAGAUAGACAUCUGAAGGGUCAUACAGGAGAGAACCCGCUCUGUUGAUUUGAGUGCGUUAAAAGAUGUAAGAUUCAUUCCUAUUUCACGAAACGUGAAGGUUCAUAAAGGAGAGAAAUGAAUAAUUUGCAAUGAAAAUAUUUGUUAGGAUUUAUUAGUAGAUAUUCAUGUUAUAUACAUAUUCAUAGAUCAUUGUUGUUAAUAGACUAUUAACAGCAUUAUGUCCCUAGAAAAUUGUACUCAUUGAAUAAAACUAAAGAUUUGUUUAUA
This is a messenger RNA of Platichthys flesus (European flounder), 2166 nucleotides long. Its product is annotated as zinc finger protein OZF-like. The record is from RefSeq and is a predicted model, not a curated record. Gene Ontology annotation, molecular function: DNA-binding transcription factor activity, RNA polymerase II-specific; RNA polymerase II cis-regulatory region sequence-specific DNA binding. Bases 259 to 1860 code for a protein of 533 amino acids. Gene Ontology annotation, biological process: regulation of transcription by RNA polymerase II; central nervous system development. Lineage: Eukaryota; Metazoa; Chordata; Actinopteri; Pleuronectiformes; Pleuronectidae. The transcript is spliced from 2 exons. Gene Ontology annotation, cellular component: nucleus.